AUGGGCAACACGACCAGUAGCGUCCUGGACAAUAUCGUCCAAGGGUCCAACUUCGACAGAGAGGAAGUUGACCGCCUGCGGAAACGGUUCAUGAAGCUCGACAGAGACAACUCUGGCACGAUCGAGCGCGAGGAGUUUCUGAGCCUGCCGCAGAUUUCCUCCAACCCUCUUGCGACACGCGUUGCAAGUAUGAUUGCUAUCUUCGACGAGGACGGUGGCGGUGACGUCGACUUCGAGGAGUUCGUCAGCGGUCUCAGCGCCUUCAGCGCCAAGGGAAACAAGGAGCAGAAGCUGCAGUUUGCCUUCAAGGUCUACGACAUCGACCGGGACGGGUACAUCAGCAACGGCGAGCUGUUCAUCGUGCUGAAGAUGAUGGUGGGUAGCAACCUCAAGGACCAGCAGUUGCAGCAGAUCGUGGACAAGACCAUCAUGGAGGCGGACCUGGACGGCGAUGGGAAGAUUAGCUUUGAGGAGUUCACCAAGAUGGUGGAAAGCACGGACGUGAGCAUGAGCAUGACUCUAGACCAGUUCUAG
Molecule: messenger RNA, 534 nt
Organism: Clonostachys byssicola
Lineage: Eukaryota; Fungi; Ascomycota; Sordariomycetes; Hypocreales; Bionectriaceae
Source: the annotation of a GenBank genome assembly